Molecule: messenger RNA, 1650 nt
Organism: Glarea lozoyensis ATCC 20868
Lineage: Eukaryota; Fungi; Ascomycota; Leotiomycetes; Helotiales; Helotiaceae
Product: FAD-binding protein
Exons: 1
Coding region: 1-1650 (549 amino acids)
Cellular component (GO): membrane; mitochondrion
Molecular function (GO): D-arabinono-1,4-lactone oxidase activity; FAD binding
Source: RefSeq, a predicted model, not a curated record
AUGGACCCCGCAGUCGCCGCCGAACUCGAGAAGUUCUCCGACAACGACACCGUCCCCUUUCGCACCGCAUCGAACCACACACAGUCAACAUGGGCGCGUACCUUUCACAGCCAUCCUGAACUUUACAUCCAGCCUCAAAGCCUCCCAGAGAUCGAGAAAGCGAUCAACCUCGCGCGUCGGUGCAGACGUCGCAUUACGACUGUAGGAUGUGGCCACUCUCCAUCUUCUAUAACAACAACCUCGUCAUGGCUUAUGAACUUGGAUAACUAUGACAAGAUAAUCGAUGUGAACAAGGAAACUGGCGCGGUGCGGAUGCAAAGUGGAAUACGGUUGUAUGCGCUUUCAGACGAGUUGGAUAAAAUUGGCCUGGCAAUGCCAAAUCUGGGAAGCAUAAACGAGCAGAGUAUCGCAGGGGCUAUCAGUACUGGUACGCAUGGUAGCACACUGCGCCAUGGUACGCUCUCUAGCAGUAUCUCGAGUCUCAAGAUCACACUGGCAAAUGGAAAGACAGAGAGUUGUUCUAGGGAGGAAAACGUCGACCUGUUCCGCGCAGCACUUCUCAGUCUGGGGGCCCUUGGUGUGGUGACUGAGGUUACUUUCCACGCAGUCCCCGCUUUUACUUUGGCUUGGAAACAAGUGAUAGAUAGAGACCAUUCUCUGUUCGAAUCUUGGGAUAAAGAGUUAUGGAAACAGAGCGAAUUCGUCCGCGUAUGGUGGUAUCCAUAUACGCGACGAGGAGUUGUUUGGUCAGCAGAAAAGACGGAGGAGCCACAACGCGAUCCAAAACGAUCAUUUGUGAAGAAGUUCUACGAAAAGUGGUUAGCUUACCAGGUCUACCACAAUCUCCUGGGCGCGUCUCAAUACCUUCCACGAAUCCUUCCUUGGAUUGAAUGGUUCGUUUUUGGCAUGCAAUUUCGUUUCACAAACGGCCUAGUCAGCUCGGCUGUUCAGCCAUCUGGAAAAGCACUUCUCAUGGAUUGUAUGUACAGCCAGUUCGUCAAUGAAUGGGCUAUACCGCUUGAUAAAGGCCCGGAAGCACUGCGACGGCUGAGUUCAUGGCUCAACCAUCUUUCACCUUCAGAUCCAGACUAUCUUCCUCACGGGAUCCCAUUUAGCGCAGAUGGUCUUUACGUUCACGCACCAGUAGAAGUACGCGUGACCGAUACCUCCACCCUCAAAGAUCCCCGACCUUUCCUCGACCAGACCGAGUCAAGGGGACCAACUCUCUAUCUAAAUGCCACUCUCUACCGCCCAUAUAACUCCGACCCACCAUGUCGACACCGCUACUACCAAGGCUUCGAGUACCUCAUGAAAGAACUCGGCGGUCGUCCUCACUGGGCCAAGAACUUCGAAACUCUCGGUCACGAGAUUGAAGAAAUGUACGGCGACGACCUGGUCAAUUGGCGUGAGAUCCGUGAUAACCUUGAUCCGGAAGGUAUGUUUGUGGGUGAUUGGCAUCGACGGACGGUUAUGGGCGAUGGACCACGGUUACCGCUUGAAGAGGUGGAGAUUAUGAGGGAGGAUGCGAAGGGUGGUGGUGUUGUUGUUAGAGGUGUGGUAGGGAAGGGACAUGGGACGUUGAGUACGAAGAGUAGUGAGGAGAGUUUUGAUGAGUUGAGGGCUAGUGAGAUUACUGUGAGGGGGGAUUAG